AUGGCCUCUUCGUGGGACGAGAUGACCAUGUCCUUUUCUCGCCUGUCCAUGUUCCCCUUUUUUGACAUCGCCCACUACCUGGUAUCCGUGAUGGCGCUGAAGCGUCAGCCGGGAGCAGCAGCGGUGGCAUGGCAGAAUCCUAUUUCAAGUUGGUUUACUGCUAUGCUUCACUGUUUUGGUGGAGGAAUUUUAUCCAGUUUACUGCUUGCAGAGCCUCCAUUGAGGUUUCUUACAAACAACACUAAUAUAUUACUGGCAUCUGCAAUCUGGUAUAUUGUUUUUUUUUGCCCAUGUGACCUAGUUUCCCAGGGCUAUUCUUUCCUACCUGUUCAACUCUUGGCUGCAGGAAUGAAGGAAGUGACCAGAACUUGGAAAAUAGUAGGUGGAGUCACACAUGCUAAUAGCCAUUACAAAAAUGGCUGGUUAGUCAUGAUAGCUAUUGGAUGGGCCCGAGGUGCAGGAGGUAGCAUUAUCACAAAUUUUGAGCUAUUGGUAAAAGGAGAUUGGAAACCACAAGCUGAUGAAUGGAUGAAGAUGUCCUACCCUGCCAAGGUAACCCUGCUGGGGUCAAUUAUCUUCACACUCCAGCACACUGAGCACCUGUUAAUAUCAAGGCAUGAUCUUGUGUUCCUCUAUACCAUGUUUCUUGUGGUCACAAAGAUAAUCAUGAUGACUACAGCGACCCCUAUUCUGCCUUUUGCUCCUUUUGAGGCUACAAUAAGUCGGAUAUUGUUUGGCUGGCAGCAGCAGUUCUUACCAUGUGAGAAGAAAAGUGAAAUAAGCACAUCGACCUCAAAGUCUACAGCUGUUAUUUCAGAUAAAGCUAAAAAGAAGGGCAAUAAGAAGACUGACUAA
This is a messenger RNA of Pipistrellus nathusii (Nathusius's pipistrelle), 855 nucleotides long. Lineage: Eukaryota; Metazoa; Chordata; Mammalia; Chiroptera; Vespertilionidae. The record is from the annotation of a GenBank genome assembly.